This is a messenger RNA of Python bivittatus (Burmese python), 2620 nucleotides long. NCBI's taxonomy places the organism in Eukaryota, Metazoa, Chordata, Lepidosauria, Squamata, Pythonidae. The record is from RefSeq and is a predicted model, not a curated record.
UAUUGUCUCAUAUAAUGUUCAACAAAAUGACAGUUUAUUUAUUUCAGGUGUCAUUAUCAGAGAAUGAGGAUUCACAAGACUCUUCAGAUAGCAUAGACUCUUCCCAGAAAGCAAGAGGUCUCUUAGCACGCCGACCAUCUUACAGAAAAAUCUUGAACGAUCUUUCUUCUGAAGACACAAGGGAAAGGAAAGGAGAUGAGUCAAAUCCUGCUGUCACUUCAGUGCCUGUCACUACACCUGUUUAUCAGACCAGCACUGGUCAAUAUAUUGCCAUUGCCCCAAAUGGACCUUUACAGUUGAGUAGUCCAGGUGCGGAGAGUGUGCAGGGCUUGCCGACAUUUACAAAUGCUGCUGGGACUCCACUAUUACAGUAUGUGCAGACAUCUGACGGCCAGCAAAUACUUGUACCAAGUAACCAGGUAGUAGUGCAAACUGCAUCUGGGGAUAUGCAGACCUACCAGUUACGCAGGACACCAACCACCACUUCCCUUCCACAAACAGUUGUGAUGACAACGCCUGUGUCCUUGACAUCUCAGUCAACCAAAACAGACGAUCCCCAACUGAAACGAGAAAUAAGGUUGAUGAAAAAUAGAGAAGCAGCUCGAGAAUGCCGGAGAAAGAAGAAAGAAUAUGUUAAAUGUCUUGAAAAUCGAGUUGCUGUCCUCGAAAACCAGAACAAAACUCUAAUUGAAGAACUAAAAACUUUAAAAGAUCUUUAUUGCCAUAAAAGUGUGUAAGAAAAGAAGGGAGAGGCUUUUUUGUGAAAUUCAAGGGAAUUUGAUUUUUAAAACAUUAAAAUGAAAGGUCAAAAAUCUCUGUUCAAAUUCUACAAUUUAAAGACUCUUAAAAUAUUAUUUAGAAAUUGUUGCAUGGCAGAGUACCGAAAGAAAGCAUGAAAUUAUGUGAAGCAUUCCUCUGGCACAACUGGAAUCUUCAUUAAAUCAGGAUAUAUGGACAUGUACCUUCUGUCAAUCAAAUGAUUGAAUUUCAUGAGCUGUAUUUUAAUUUUAAACGCUUGUUAACUUUUAAUUGCAGUUAAAUUACAGAGAAGCUAAAACUGCCAUCAGUUGUAAAUGUCCAUUAACAUAUUUAAUCAGGAUAUAUUCACAUUUAUUCCUUAGCCCAUUGUAUUAGACCUCUUGACUGCAUGUAAAUUGACAAGCAAUGAACUCCACAUCUGCAAUGAGCAUUCACAUGUUUUGGUUUAUACAGAGUCCAUGAGCUCCAAAUCCAUGCAUUCAGAGUUCCCAGUUGUGUGAUUUCUGUUUACUUUUGUCAUGUCAGGGCACAAGGCCACCUCUGUAUUUUUUGUAUAUCUGGAAGAAGGCUUUUCAGUUUCAUAUACAUAUUUUUCCUUCAAACUGUAAAUUCUAACCUGCACUACUUCGUUGAGACCAUAUAUUUGGUUUCAAAGGUAGGCAAUUUAAUUUUUUUUAAUGUGCUGUUUAUCAUUAUUGAUAAAAGCAAUGGGUUCCUUUAGUUGGAGGCACAUGAAGACAUGAAGUAUAUAACGUAUCAUAGUUAUUCCAGUUUCUUGAUGUUUUAUACAACUGAACAAAUGCUACUGGAGAAUACCUUAACUUUUUGCAUGUGUAUUUAGUCAGCAGGUAGGAAAAGAUCUUUGAAAGAUUAGUUCAAGUGAACAUACAUCAUGUAUGUUCUUUGAAGAUCCUGUUGCCUGCAUACAGAGACUGAACAAAUGCAAAGACCCUUAGUUCUGCCCAUUUUAUACCACAAUGAAACUAAAAUUACAAACCAAAGAUAAUACACAGAGACAUUAACGUACCUAAUUUCAAGACUCUAUCUGUAAACCUGGUAGUAAUUUGUUAAAAUAAUUCUGAUUUUUAUAAAGAAGUAAUCCAGCUGAAAUUGAUCUCAGAUAUAUUUUUAUAGUUAAAAUAUUACCUUUUAUAUGGGUAUUUUAGAUAUGUAUACAAUUUCAGAAAGCAGAUAUUUUUCUCUCUCAGAUUGUCAACUUUAUAUUUGUAGAAAUAUUUAGGAAACUAAAGCCUAUUUCUAUGUACUUUCAUCUGGUACAGGUUAACAAAAAUAUUAAAGAAUAUUUUUUGGGGAAAAGGUUCCUAUUGUUCAUAGAAAAAUGCAUGGAUCUUUUCAGUAUAAAGAUGCUGUCAGGGAUAAUUAUGUUUCAUUGCUUUCUUAUUUUCAAGAAAUUUUUAAAGACUUAUUUUGACAUUUGAAUACCUAGUGAAUGUUAAGCCAACAAAAGUUGCCACAAUACUUAAUCAUUCCAAUGGUACCCUAUAAAAUUAUGUUAUUAAAUGCUUUUCAGUAAGUUGUUGAGGCCAAGAAUACGCUAUUAUGCUGGUGCACGUGUUUGAAAUUCUGGGCAAUUUUGAGAUUAUCAUGAUACAUCAUUCCAUAGGAAAUGCCAUGAAAUCAUUCCUUCUGCUACAAGUAGCCCCAUGCAUUAGAGAACAGAACAGCAGAAUAAUUUCCACACAGCCAUGGAUUUAUGCAGAAAAUUGUUAAUAAACUUUAAAAUGAAAACGUUGAUGCCUCUCUCUCCCAAAACUGUUGCCUUCCAAGAGCUAAAGAAGAAAAGUGGUUGUAUGGCUUCCUGCUGUUUGUGGGUAAACAAAACAAAAAAUGUGUAACCUGU